This is a messenger RNA of Dromiciops gliroides (monito del monte), 1579 nucleotides long. RefSeq names its product cholinergic receptor nicotinic beta 3 subunit (gene CHRNB3). Lineage: Eukaryota; Metazoa; Chordata; Mammalia; Microbiotheria; Microbiotheriidae. The record is from RefSeq and is a predicted model, not a curated record. Gene Ontology annotation, molecular function: acetylcholine-gated monoatomic cation-selective channel activity; transmembrane signaling receptor activity. The transcript has 6 exons. Gene Ontology annotation, cellular component: synapse; postsynaptic membrane; neuron projection. Bases 120 to 1499 code for a protein of 459 amino acids. Gene Ontology annotation, biological process: monoatomic ion transmembrane transport; chemical synaptic transmission; nervous system process.
UACGAGUGUUCCUCUUUCGACUGGUAGCGAAGAUGCUUUCUAUUCAAAAUCCUUUCUAGAAAGGGAAUUUAUGGUUUGGGAAAAGGAAGAAGACUGUUCUCCAUAGACUGACAAACAUCAUGGUGUUAUCAGAUUUUUUGACAGUUCUGCUCAUCCUGGCUGUGAGCCCCUCAGCCUCUCCAGGGUUCAGUUCAAUAGCAGAAACUGAAGAUGCCCUCCUGAGGAACUUAUUCCAAGGGUACCAGAAAUGGGUUCGCCCUGUACUGAAUGCCAAUGAUACCAUUAAGGUGUAUUUUGGAUUAAAGAUAUCUCAGCUGGUGGAUGUGGAUGAAAAGAAUCAGCUGAUGACAACAAAUGUAUGGCUUAAACAGGAAUGGAUAGACCACAAAUUACGCUGGAACCCUGAUGAAUAUGGUGGAAUCAGCUCCAUUAAAGUUCCAUCUGAAUCUCUUUGGCUUCCUGAUAUAGUUCUUUUUGAAAAUGCUGAUGGACGCUUUGAAGGCUCUCUAAUGACUAAGGUCAUCGUAAGACACAAUGGAACCAUUGUUUGGACUCCUCCAUCCAGUUACAAAAGUUCAUGCACAAUGGACGUGACAUUUUUCCCAUUUGACAGACAGAACUGUUCGAUGAAGUUUGGUUCCUGGACUUAUGACGGCACCAUGGUCGACCUUGUUUUAAUUGAUGAGAACGUUGACAGGAAUGACUUCUUUGAUAAUGGAGAAUGGGAAAUACUCUAUGCCAAAGGCAUGAAAGGAAACAGAAGGGAGGGCUUGUAUUCUUACCCGUACAUUACGUAUUCUUUCGUCCUGAGGCGCCUGCCUCUCUUCUAUACCCUUUUCCUCAUCAUCCCCUGUCUUGGAUUGUCCUUCCUGACAGUCCUUGUCUUUUACUUGCCUUCUGAUGAAGGAGAAAAACUCUCACUCUCCACAUCGGUUCUAGUUUCCCUGACCGUUUUUCUCCUAGUGAUUGAAGAAAUCAUCCCAUCAUCUUCAAAGGUCAUCCCUCUGAUUGGGGAAUAUCUGCUAUUCAUCAUGAUUUUUGUCACCCUGUCCAUCAUCGUCACAGUCUUUGUUAUCAAUGUUCACCACCGCUCUUCUUCCACUUACCACCCCAUGGCCCCUUGGGUAAAAAGAUUGUUUCUCCAAAAGCUCCCCAAACUUCUCUGCAUGAGAGGCCCCAUCGAUCGCUACCCCUUCCCAGAUGUGGUGGAAAGCCAGCCAGAAGCAAAGGCCAAAAUGCCAGCAAAGCAGAAGCAGAAGCAAAUGAAAGACGGGGAAAAGUUACUGGUUGCCUUUUUGGAAAAGGCUGCUGAGUCUAUUAGGUACAUCUCCAGGCAUGUGAAAAAAGAGCAUUUCAUCAACGAGGUCGUCCAGGACUGGAAGUUUGUGGCUCAAGUUCUCGACCGUAUCUUCCUUUGGCUAUUUCUGAUAGUAUCGAUAACAGGUUCUGUCCUGAUAUUCACUCCUGCUUUGCAGAUGUGGCUAAAUAGUUACCACUAGAAAUCAUUUUCUGUGAUGAUUUCAAUAAUGCCAUGAGGAGAAGGCUAUCUCUUAUAAUCAAUAUUUAAUUAGCAUAUAUU